GGUAGAAAAGCCUGCUUGUGUCUGUCAGUGCUCGCCGGACCUUUAGAGGGGGAGUGUAUGCGCCCCUCGUCUCCUCACCCAGUACUCGCUGCCUCUGUCCGUGAAACUAGACAAGAAAGUUACAGUGCUGCCGUGUGUUCCUUAGCUUGUACUGGCCCAGGACUAGUGUUUGGCGGUGUGUUGGUGUUACUGGGGGUGUUGCUUCGUGGGGCAAGGAGAUAUUUGGUGGAGAAAGACUAAGUGUAGUAUUGAAACGUGAUACGAUGAUACCGUAGACUUUUCUUUCAUAAGUGCUACAAAGAUUAUGUAAGAGUUAUAGAAGCAAUGGUUAGGUGGACUUUUGAAGAUUUGAUGAGGUGAAGAGAAGAAAACAGUGACGAGGAGACAAUGUGUGUGUGUGUGUGUGUGUGUGUGUGUGUGUGUGUGUGUGUGAGUGAGUGAGGGCAGUGAUCUUUGCAGUGAUAUGAGAAACAAGAAGAGGGGUCGUAAUGUUGUUCUCUGCUCUGGCAACACUGCUAGUUCCUGUGCUGGCUGCAGACGUGGUGGUGCCCGUAGGACGCCUCGAUAAGGACAGGACCACGCAGGAUACCCCAAACAAAGACACACAGGACUUCCACCAGCCAUCCUACCCUGAACAUCCUUUCUUUGACUAUCAGGAAUCCUCAAACAUCACGGCCCUGCUUGGAAAGACUGCCGUGUUAAACUGUAGAGUGAAAAACAUCGGAAAUAAGACGGUGUCAUGGAUACGCCACCGUGACGUGCACUUGCUGGCCGUGGGAGGGUUUACAUACACCUCUGACGACCGCUUCACCGCCCGCCACGCCGCCGCCUCCCAGGACUGGCUGCUCAUGAUCCACUACCUUCAGGAGAGAGACGCCGGGCUGUAUGAGUGUCAGAUUUCCACCACGCCGCCUCAGAGCCACCUCAUCCACCUGUCUGUUGUGGAACCGGAGACAGUGAUAGCUGGAGGACCUGAUAUAUACAUCAACACUGGCAGCCGUCUCACACUCACCUGCAGCGUCUUACACAGCCCAGAGCCGCCUGCCUUUAUAUUCUGGUACCACGACAACAAGCUUGUAAGUUACGAGAGGACGCGGGGAAGCGGCAUGGAGGUGUCGACGGAGCGAGGCAGCGUGACCACCUCCAGGCUGUUGGUGCAGGACGCGCGGCCAAGACACUCCGGCAGGUACACUUGUGAUCCCGCCAACUCCAGACGGCGAAGUGUUACCGUUCACGUGAUAGCGGGUGACCAGCCCGCGGCCAUAGUUCACGACAACAGUGGAGGAAAACUUUCUCUCCAUCCUUUCCUCCACCUCCUGCCCCUCCUCCAUCUCCUCCUCCUCCUCCUCGUCCCCCUCCUCCUCCCUCUCCUUUGCAAUUGUCUCCUCCUUUCACAACUCGAAACUAGCUUUUAGAAUCCGUGUGUGUGUGUGUGUGUGUGUGUGUGUGUGUGUGUGUGUGUGUGUGUGUGUGUGUGUGUGUGUGUGUGUGUGUCAGUCAUAAGUUAGUUAGUUGCCUCUUGUAUUAAUAAACAUAUGCUAGUUUUAGUGUGUGUGUGUGUGUGUGUGUGUGUGUGUGUGUGUGUGUGUGUGUGUGUGUGUGUGUGUG
This is a messenger RNA of Scylla paramamosain (green mud crab), 1608 nucleotides long. Its product is annotated as zwei Ig domain protein zig-8-like. The record is from RefSeq and is a predicted model, not a curated record. The transcript has 7 exons. Gene Ontology annotation, cellular component: neuron projection membrane. Gene Ontology annotation, biological process: synapse organization. Bases 489 to 1415 code for a protein of 308 amino acids. Lineage: Eukaryota; Metazoa; Arthropoda; Malacostraca; Decapoda; Portunidae.